UAGAUGCAAGUUGAAGGCGACUGCUUGCGAACGUAGGUGGACCGACUUGCCUGCGAUUUGGCCGCGCAACUUUUGCCUUCUAAGUUCAUUCGACCAAAGGGCAAUGACAUUCACUGUCAGAGCAGCUUUUACGAAAAGCAGGAGUGUGUGGCUUCCGGGACUUAGUGCUGUGAGGACCAUGUCUUCGGGGGACCCAACUCCCGCUUACACCACUCUGUCUGUCAGUCAACCUGCCACCUCUAUCACACACGUAGAGCUGCAUCGGCCAGAGAAACGCAAUGCCAUGAACAAAGCCUUCUGGAGCGAAAUGGUGGAGUGUUUCACACAGAUAUCUGGGGAUCCUGAGUGCCGGGUGGUGGUCGUCUCAGGCGCUGGGAAAGUCUUUACAGCUGGCAUUGACUUGAUGGACAUGGCCAGUGUCUUCCAACAUGAAGGGGGCGACGUAGCCAGAAAUGCCUGGAACAUGAGACGCAUCAUCGCAAAGUACCAGGAAUCUUUCACAGUCAUUGAAAGGUGCCCCAAGCCUGUGGUUGUGGCGGUACAUGGAGCGUGUAUUGGAGGAGGUGUGGAUCUGAUCACAGCCUGUGAUAUCCGGCUCUGUACUCAGGAUGCAUGGUUUCAAGUGAAGGAAGUGGAUAUUGGCCUGGCAGCCGAUGUCGGAACGCUACAGCGCCUGCCUAAAGUAAUUGGAAGCCGCAGCCUGGUGAAUGAGUUGGCCCUGACGGCGAGAAAGAUGUACGCCGACGAGGCUAAGGACAGUGGAUUAGUCAGUCACGUUUUUCCAGACAAGGAGGCGAUGAUGGCUGGAGCUCUGGAGAUGGCCCGGGAGAUAGCAGGUCGCAGUCCCGUGGCUGUUCAGGGAACAAAGGUCAAUCUGAUCUACUCCCGAGAUCACAGUGUGGCAGAGGGCCUUGACUACAUGGCCACGUGGAACAUGAGCAUGCUGCAGUCAGAGGACAUCGUGAAGUCAGCUGUGGCAUCCAUGGAGAAGAAGAGCCCUGAAACAAUUACUUUCUCCAAGCUUUGAUUCCCAGCGUCAUUAAGGUGCUGAAAUGCAGCUCAACUGACCUAAAACCAUGGUGGAGAGGUUUGGAUGGAAAGGGCAGUGAGGAAAGUUACAGCUGGUAUUAAUUCCUCGCCGGACUUGAGCAGAUGCAUGUCUCUGUGAUUCGGCCUGAAUCCCUCAGGUGAGCUAGGGGCAUCUGUCGCAAACUCUGUGCAAGGGUCAGGCUUGCGUUAUCCAACUGCGUCAUGAAAAUAUGCUUGUAAUAAAACAUUGGCUGAGACAAA
This is a messenger RNA of Esox lucius (northern pike), 1290 nucleotides long. It is a transcript of the gene ech1, whose product is annotated as enoyl CoA hydratase 1, peroxisomal. The transcript has 10 exons. Lineage: Eukaryota; Metazoa; Chordata; Actinopteri; Esociformes; Esocidae. Gene Ontology annotation, molecular function: delta(3,5)-delta(2,4)-dienoyl-CoA isomerase activity. The record is from RefSeq and is a predicted model, not a curated record. The coding region runs from base 104 to 1027 and encodes 307 amino acids. Gene Ontology annotation, cellular component: mitochondrion.